Messenger RNA from Aspergillus ibericus CBS 121593, 1068 nucleotides. RefSeq lists its product as uncharacterized. The coding region runs from base 74 to 577 and encodes 167 amino acids. The transcript is spliced from 4 exons. NCBI's taxonomy places the organism in Eukaryota, Fungi, Ascomycota, Eurotiomycetes, Eurotiales, Aspergillaceae. The record is from RefSeq and is a predicted model, not a curated record.
CGGCAAUCAACACCGACACGUUCACUGUUGGCUGAAGGGAAUAACCAUCCCUUCCACCGCCAACCACUCAGCCAUGCUGCCUCGGAGCAGUGCCUCAGGUCUGCUAUUUUUUCUCGUUACCUUUUUGUCCUGGGUCUCCUUUGCGGUAGCUUCCUCCCCCGCGUCGUUCUGCAAGUGUACUUGCUUUUCCAACAGCACGAUUAUCCCUCUCGAUUCCGACUCUUCCCAGUCUGGCUCGGCCUUGAACGGUGUCUCCCAUUUCUUUCAGCGGAGUGAUGAUACACUUAGCUUGAGUGGAAGAGCCAAGAAUUAUCGCUCUCUGAAUUGUAACGAUUGUAACCGGAAGUUCUGCUUGGACUAUGAUUUGCCUACCUGCCAUGGCGCCAAGGAGGACGAUGUCUUCACCACCUGUUUCCAAAGAGACUCCCGGAAAGACCAGGCCAUAGUGUUUAUUUUUAUCAUUGCUACAGGCAGUCUGCUUGCCUGGGCAAUCUUUAAGCCUUGGGUAGAAAAGUGGCUCGAGGCUGCAAGGGAGCGGCGAUCAUAUAUCCCAAUCUCCGAAAAUGCUGGCCAUUAGGGAUAGGAAUGCAUAUUACAUGCAAGUUACACACUACAACACCGAUCCGGCUCACUUGCCCGUGGCAUACUGACGCCGGUCAUUCGUGAAACCGAAGCUAGAGGUGAAACAGCUACCCACGCGAUCUUCAAGUCGGAGUUUGAUACACACACCUGCCGAGAGCAUGGUAUGUUGAAUCAUUGACGGGCACAGCACCCCCAUUCAAUCUUGUAGAAAGGCUAGCCUGGAGGGGACUUCAUUGGCAGGCUGUUCGAAUCCGCGCCGUCCCCUUUACCUAACCCCCAAAAAUCUGUACCCUGGCGUUGCUAUCCAAUAUGAACGUGUAAAUACCUCAAUCGGAUCACUCUAUAUUGGAGGGUUACAGUCCCAAGAACGCAAACUAGAACGUCAUGUGGGGAUCGACAGUCUAGAGAUGAAUCCAGAAACUCAGAGUAUAAGAUAACAUCGACAACCGGGGUACCGUUUUGAUAAUGUGGUGAAAUCAUAUUCUG